Messenger RNA from Neoarthrinium moseri, 381 nucleotides. RefSeq lists its product as uncharacterized. Lineage: Eukaryota; Fungi; Ascomycota; Sordariomycetes; Amphisphaeriales; Apiosporaceae. The record is from RefSeq and is a predicted model, not a curated record. The coding region runs from base 1 to 381 and encodes 126 amino acids. The transcript has 2 exons.
AUGGUUCGACGAGCUCGAUUCCCUUCUCGGGACUCUGAUGAUUCAGACGGAUCCGAGGAGAUUGAUUCGGGAUCGGAGUAUGAGAGUUCAGGCCACAGUACAGACGGAUCGGAAAGCACAGGAAGUCUGGAUGAUUUCGUCGUUUCCGACUCGGACAAUGAUCUUGGCGACAUCCAGGUGUUUGGCGUCGACGGCCAUGACGGGAUCGACGACACACCAUCCGACACGGCAGAAAGAAUACCACAGGGUGAUUUGAAUACUGAGCAGGACAUCGGCCCAGAUGCAUUAGCUUCUCUGUCCAAGGCUUUUGGGAAGCUACAAGAUGCACUUGUCUUAUUGAAGACAACUAUAAACAGUCUGGAAGCCGAGCGCAAGCCAUAA